Hibiscus syriacus is the source of this 920-nucleotide messenger RNA. Its product is annotated as ubiquitin-conjugating enzyme E2 variant 1D-like. The transcript has 3 exons. Bases 152 to 559 code for a protein of 135 amino acids. Lineage: Eukaryota; Viridiplantae; Streptophyta; Magnoliopsida; Malvales; Malvaceae. The record is from RefSeq and is a predicted model, not a curated record.
ACCCAUUUAUCUCCCAUGUACCAUAGUUUUGCUUUUCAUCGACUUUCUUUCUCCAGAUUCUCCACUCUUGACUUCUAUAUCUUCCUCUUUUCCUACCUUCCCGAUCAGAUCUCUAAAAGCCAGUGAAAAGAAAACCUCCAGUGAAUCACCCAUGACGCUUGGCUCUGGAGGAUCGAGUGUCGUGGUGCCUCGGAACUUCAGAUUGCUGGAGGAGCUUGAACGUGGAGAAGAAGGUAUUGGAGAUGGUACCGUGAGCUAUGGAAUGGAUGAUGGAGAUGAUAUUUACAUGCGCUCUUGGACUGCCAACAUUAUUGAUCCUCAUAAUACCGUACAUGAGGGUCGAAUCUAUCAACUGAAGCUGUUUUGUGAUAAAGAUUAUCCCGAGAAGCCACCAAGUGGCCAUUUUCAUUCAAGGAUCAACAUGACUUUUGUUAACCAUCAAACCGGAGUGGUAUAUACUAAUAAUGUUACAUUCUUUCGUCAUGCAAUGAUCGGUUUAUUUAUUUCAUAUCCGUCAGUUAAUCAUUUGUUUCUUUUCGUUGAUUGGUUAAUAUCUUAAAUCACCUGUAUAUUCAUAUGGUUAAAUAGUAUUAUGAGAGAAAACAUGAUGACUUAGAUUUGAUGGUAUGGGAAUGGCACCAUGUGGAACCAAAGAAGUUUGGACUUAUUGCAAAUUGGCAGAGGGAGUAUACAAUGGAGGAUAUACUGACACAGCUGAAGAAGGAGAUGGCUUCCCCGCAUAACCGGAAGUUGGUCCAACCACCCGAGGGUAGCUACUUCUAGAUCUCAAGAUCGUAUUAGAUAUUAUCCUGGAUCGAAUAGCAUUCUUAGUAAUGCAAUAUAUAGUUUGUAAUGGUUGUUUGAUCCUUGCAUUAAGAACAAACUGGGGAAUGCCCUGAAAGAAAGCUUCUCUAAUUACU